ACGAAGCUGCUAGUGCAGGGGCCCAGUCAACCGACACUCCGGAACUUGUGUUUAAAAAGGCCGCCAUAUUUAGACAAGGUUCGAGGCAACGUGAGAAACUCAAUCACUACAAAAAUGUCUUCUGCAUCAAUUGAUGAUGUUACCAAACAGCUUGCCCAGACGACUGUGGCCCCACUACACGAAGUCAGUUUCAAAGGAAAAGGUCUAAAAUUAAACAAAGCCGAAGAUGCCAAGGAGAUUGUCGAGACGAUUGAGAAGAGUCAACAGAUGACAUCAUUACAGAUGAUGGGUAACACAAUGGGUGUUGAAGCUGCUGAAGUCAUAUCUAAAGCCCUUGCCAAACAUCCAGAGUUUGAGAGAGCCCGCUGGAGUGAUAUGUUUACAGGGAGGCUAAAGGCUGAAAUUCCAAAAGCUCUGAAACACCUGGGUGAAGGCAUAAUAUCAGCAGGGGCUCAGUUGGUGGAGCUAGACCUGAGUGACAAUGCCUUCGGCCCUAAUGGUGUGCAGGGCUUGGUGGACCUCAUAAAGAGCAGUAGCUGUUACACACUGCAGGAGCUCCGCCUCAACAACAAUGGGCUGGGCAUCACUGGAGGGAAGAUGCUGGCAUCCAGCCUUCUUGAUUGUCACAAGAGCAGUUGUGCAGCUGGCAGACCCCUUGCCCUUCGAGUCUUCAUAUCUGGUCGAAAUAGGCUCGAGAACGAGGGCACUACAAAACUGGCAGAGGUUUUCAAGGCUAUUGGCACACUUGAAGAACUGGCUAUGCCCCAGAAUGGAAUCAACCACCCCGGUAUAUUAGCUCUUGCUGAUGCAGUGGCUGUCAACAAACGUCUAAGAGUACUCAAUCUUAAUGAUAACACAUUUACAGAAAAAGGCGCCAAAGCCAUAGCACAGGCCCUACCUAAACUUGAAAAUUUAGAAGUAAUUAACUUUGGUGACUGUUUACUACGAAAUGAAGGAGCAAGAGCCAUUGGCAAGGUUUUAAAUGAGGGUCAUAGAAAACUAAAGGAGUUGAUAUUGUCUGGCAAUGAGAUUGGCAGUUCCGGUGCUAACAGUGUGGCAGAGAGUCUUGAAGACAAGGAGCAUCUGGUGAAAUUAGACCUCAAUGCCAACAUGCUGGGGGAGGAUGGCAUUGAACUGGUACGAGGAACAAUGGAAGCUGUAGGCAAAGAUCACGUCCUGGCAUCUUUCAGUGAUGAUGAAGGAAGUGAUGAGGAGGAGGAAGAUGAGGAAGGGGAGGAAGAAGAAGUAGAAGAUGAAGAAGAAGGGGAACUCAAUGACGAUCCUGCUCUACAGGUCAAGGGUCAAGCAGUCACGCCAGUCAAACAGGUCUCUGCUGCUGAUUUCCUGGCCUUUCCCUCACCAACGAAGUUGUUAGGCAUGGGCCACUCAAGAGCUGCAACUUUGAAACAACAACUCGGGUAUGAAAGUGAAGAUGCUGAGAAAGUUGUGGAGACGGUGAUGCGGGUUGCUGCCGUGGUUCGACAAGACGAUGACAAAACAAAAGAUGCUGCUACAGAGUGUGCUGAUGUUCUUCUUGAGGGAGUGAUGAAGAGGGAAUAUGCUUCAUCCCAGGUUGCCAAUGCCAUACUGGUGCAGCUGGGGCUCAUCAAGGGCGAAGACAAGAAGUUCAAGCCAAUGACUGAUAUCUCUGGACCUCUCAUUGUCCUGGAUCACGUUGUCCAGCAGUCCUACUUCCCUAAGCUUGCCCGUGACAUCCUCCAGGUGUUUAUCAGCAAACCUGGCACCCAGUUCGAGAAGUGUUCCCAGGCCCAGCACAAGCUGCUCCAGACACUCUAUGCUUUCUGAGCUUGGCCCAUUGCCGUUGUUGAACUCAUCAUUGUUAAACUGUAAAAUGUACAAAUAAAACUGUAAAUACAUACUUGCAA
This is a messenger RNA of Haliotis rufescens (red abalone), 1886 nucleotides long. RefSeq names its product ran GTPase-activating protein 1-like. The transcript is spliced from 17 exons. Gene Ontology annotation, cellular component: perinuclear region of cytoplasm; nucleus; cytosol. The record is from RefSeq and is a predicted model, not a curated record. Gene Ontology annotation, biological process: nucleocytoplasmic transport; signal transduction; activation of GTPase activity. Bases 115 to 1806 code for a protein of 563 amino acids. Lineage: Eukaryota; Metazoa; Mollusca; Gastropoda; Lepetellida; Haliotidae. Gene Ontology annotation, molecular function: GTPase activator activity; small GTPase binding.